This is a messenger RNA of Amblyraja radiata (thorny skate), 465 nucleotides long. Its product is annotated as UPF0764 protein C16orf89 homolog. The transcript has 4 exons. Gene Ontology annotation, cellular component: cytosol; membrane. The record is from RefSeq and is a predicted model, not a curated record. The coding region runs from base 72 to 449 and encodes 125 amino acids. Lineage: Eukaryota; Metazoa; Chordata; Chondrichthyes; Rajiformes; Rajidae.
CUGAUGCGGAGUGCACGGAAAAUUUGAAAUGUAGGAAGUUGUCGGUAAUACUAAGUUGCCCAACACACUCCAUGUUACAACAGUUCCUGUACUUUAUUGUUGCCGAGAUGAUGUGUUGCUCAAAUGUUCAAGGAUUUCAGCACCCAGUGACAGAUGCUCAAAUGAGUUAUACGGAUGUCCUCUGCAUGAAAAUGAUGGAAGUAAACAUGGAAAUUGAUAAGAAUGGUUUUCCAUCUGAUCAACGUAAUAUAUUUCUAGAAAACAUAUCGCUUUGUGGGAUGAUGGGAUAUUCUGACUUUUACAAGCCCAGGUGGUAUACAACCAUUCUGUCAUGGCAGCAAACAUCAGGUUGCUUUGACGUUAACGGUAAAUGCUCAAAACACCAGACUGUCUUUGGAGGAGCAGCUCUGGUUGGUUUUCUCCGUUUCUAUGCCACUAAUGAUGGCUAGACCAUCGUAACAUCAC